AUGAGAUUGUCGCGACCCACGGUGUCGCUGUAUGUAAUGGAGGGGUCGUAUAUUGCCUGCGCGUUGCUCCUAUUGAGUCCUCUAGCACUCAGCCGACACGAUGAUGACUUCGCAUUCGACAACAACGAAGAAUUUCAGGUGGAAUUGACAGCAAAUCAUUCCGAAAUAGCGAAAAAUGGCCUAAGAAGGUUAUGGGGCGUCCCGGACACAUCGGCCUACGUGGGACAUCUAUUCAGGAUGGAAAUCCCGAAGGAGGCCUUCACCGGGGAAGUUUUAGCAUAUAAGGUACGAAGGGAAGACGGUCGUCAUCUACCAGGUUGGCUGGCUGUCGAUACUAAACACGGUCUGGUCAGUGGUGUGCCACAGAAACAAGAUCUGGGAGCACAUAGUUUCACAGUUAUAGCACACGGAAAAACACACGGUCUCACAGCCACAGACACAUUCACUGUUGAGGUGAAAAAAGCAGAGGAGAAGCCCCAAUCGAAAUACGGCACGUGUGUCAGAAAUGAAAAUAGACUGGUUUUGGUGAUUCUGAUAGACGGAGCCUUCCAUAGGAUUGUACCGCGGCAAAGGAUACGAGCCCUCAUGGAACUAGCGAGCUUUAUGGCUUUAGAUGGUGAUGAAUUCUGGAUGGAGCCUUAUAAGGCUGAGUCUGCACAGUCGCAUAUCGUUCUGAUGAGCGGGCCCGGGACCACGCAGCGGAGGAAGAGUGACGCUACUACCGCUAUAUAUUUGAAUGUUGGUUGUGGUGAGAAGUUAUGGUCGCGUCAUAAAGUCCUUGUUUCCGGUCUUAGAGAACAAUCCCGGGAUGGAACUCUGCAUCAAAUAUUACGUCUGCCCGUAUUAGGAUGGAGGUUGAUUGCUGUUAAAACACUACCACGGUUAAAAAGACAGUCUGAUUUGGACGAUGGGUCGGGCGCCUACGAUACCUAUGACGACGAUGAAGGCGACUACAGCGGCUACGACGACGACGACGACUACGCCGCCGGACUCGACGUAGGCGCCGUUCCCGACAUCGUGGACGCCCCAAAACCCCCGCACCCACACCGUCACCACCACGGCCAGCCCGACUUCGCGCCACACACCACCACCGACACGUUUCAGACCGAGCUCACCGACAACACGGCGAUAACCGACCCCCAACCUCCGACCGAACCCCCGACGACCCCCGAACCCCAACCCCAACCCCCGAUCCCCUCCACGCCAGCCGCGACGCUUGUGGAACACACGCUCACGGAGACCCCCGAAACAGCCUCAACUAAUACGUAUACCACGGAGGAUCACAAAGUUAAAAUCACACCGUAUUCUGAAUCCGCAUCUGAGUCGACUCAAGUGAAGAUGACGAAGGAACAUUUGGCAACCAUACCGAGAAGAUUAGACGAACAUUCACCCAUAAUAAUUGUCCCAGAAGAUAUUCCCACCACAACUGAACCGGAAGAGUCCACCGUUAUAAUACAAGCGUCCAACGAACUACCGACGUCAAUGGAAACACCGACGUCACCGUCGUCUACAGAAGAAACGAUUACUAUACCAAUAUCCUCUACGUCUACUACGACGUCAACGACGCCUGAACCGACAACUGUUGAGACGACGUCGUCAACGACCACGUCUACGACGUCAACUACGACGAGUACGACCACUCCUACGCCUACACCUACGCCAAUUAUAAUAUUGACGUCACCAUCGACUACGCCAACUACGACGCCAAUCGAUUCAACCACACAGGAAGUCACAAAACAGGAUACCAUAACUUCAACGGAGCGCACCAGUACUAUAGUUGGUAGAACAACAGAGACUGUUCCUUUCCCUAUGCCGGUGAAUCAGCCGCCGACACUCAAACAUCAUAUGAAGAAACUAGCUAUUACAGCCGGAAAAGCCUUCAGAUACAUUAUACCAGCCGAUCUAUUCACUGAUCCCGAAGAAGGCAGCAACUUAACGUUUAGGAUGUAUGAAGAAGAAAAUGUACCACUUAACAAGAACUCCUGGAUACAGUUCCUACCACACGAACGAGAGGUCUAUGGACUACCACUAGAAGCGCACGUGUCUCGCUGGAACUUCAUAGUAGAAGCUCAGGACAGCGAAGGUCUUGUAGCAAGAGGACCUCUCGAUAUAACGGUACAACAACACAAGAGUGGCAGAACUAUCAACCACCAGUUCAUAAUGAAGAUGAAGCUACAGAAUAAUUACACCAACGCUGUUGACUGGCAGAUAAGAGCGUUAGAGGGCAUCGUGAAUCUGUUCAGAGAUACAGACAUGGACCAUCUGACUGUACUGAACACUACGCAAAACGGAGAUCUGUAUGAAUUCGUAUGGACCAACGACACCCUGCCUAAAGACCCCGCCUGUCCUAUGGACGAUAUAAACAGGCUUAUGAGGAUAAUGGAAUCCGAGCCGGAUUCAGGCAGUCCGUCUGCCAGUUUGUCUCGAGCGAUGUUCCCGGACCUCAAAAUAUCUGAGGUGAGGUGGCGCGGCGCGGGCCGGUGUGUGCCCCCCUCCACCCGCCCUCACGAUACAUACCCCCCCGUCACUAGGAACCAAGUAGACCAUCUAACAGCUACUGUUGGACAUUUACUACUGUAUAAAGUGCCAGAGGACACAUUCUUCGACCCAGAAGACGGUGGUACUCGCAACCUGCAACUGUCUCUAAAGUUCAGCGACCGCUCAGAGAUCCCUCCAAACCACUGGUUGCAGUUCGACGCACGAAACCAGGAAUUCUACGGCCUGCCCGGACCCGGGGAUGAAAAGAUUGUACAUUAUCAGCUGAUCGCGGAAGACUCUAGUAAGAAGAGUGCGUACGACAGUCUAAUAGUGGAAGUAGCUAAGGCGCCGACCAUACGACCGACCGUUGAGUUCCAAAUGACUAUGGACCCGUCGCCACUUGCGGAUAGCGCCACAAACAAGAGGAAAGUUGUAGAGAAAUUGGCUGCACUAUUCGGACAGACUGACACAGAUAAUAUACGGAUACAGAGCAUCACAGAUAACCCCACUACUAUUGUAUGGUACAAUACAAGUCUGCCAAUGGACAGAUGUCCCAAACGGGAAAUUGAGGAACUACGAAGGAUGAUAAUAGCGGACGAACGUGGAUCUGUCGGCGGGAAUCUCAAAGAACACGUCGAUCAGAUAUUCGACAAAGACCUAAAGGUCAUGUCCAUACGACUAAUACCAUUGGGACUUUGCGCGGAGCAGAAUACGAAGACACCCAAAACAAUGGCGCCCUCUCACGGACCGAAUCUACAGAAUAAAGCUACUAACGCGAGCCCCGAAUAUUCUGAUUAUUUAGUGACGUUCGUGGUACCGGCCGUCGUUAUCGUUUGCAUGAUCGUGGUAGCGGCCAUCAUCGCUUGCGUACUAUAUAAGAGACGGCGAACUGGUAAAAUGAGCGUCGGUGACGAAGAAGAGCGUCAGGCGUUCAGAUCUAAAGGGAUUCCUGUGAUCUUUCAAGAUGAACUCGAAGAAAGAGUUGAAACUGAGCCGGGAGAUAAGAGUCCUGUUAUUAUGAGGGAAGAAAAACCACCCUUACUGCCUCCCACGCCAGAUUAUCGUAAUGAAGACGCUCCCUAUCGCCCCCCUCCGCCCUUCGCAGCCUCCCGCACCCCCCCUCGACCUAAAGCAACCCCUACUUAUAGAAAACCACCCCCCUACGUACCACCCUAA
Messenger RNA from Danaus chrysippus (African queen), 3654 nucleotides. The record is from the annotation of a GenBank genome assembly. NCBI's taxonomy places the organism in Eukaryota, Metazoa, Arthropoda, Insecta, Lepidoptera, Nymphalidae.